This is a messenger RNA of Misgurnus anguillicaudatus (oriental weatherfish), 1157 nucleotides long. The record is from RefSeq and is a predicted model, not a curated record. NCBI's taxonomy places the organism in Eukaryota, Metazoa, Chordata, Actinopteri, Cypriniformes, Cobitidae.
AUGGACUUUAACAUUGCAUUCGUAUCACUGAUCCUACUGAUAAACAUUCAAGGUUUUCUAACCUCAACAUACAAAUUACCAGUUAAGGGUAAAUAUGAAAACAUUUGUGCAGUGAGGGAGGACAAUGUGAUACUGAAGUGCUCUUACUCAAACAUCAACAUCAAAACUGGAUUCUGGUUCAGCCAGAAACAGAGAACAAACUGGAGAAACAAAGAUGAACCUGAAGAUUUGACUUUAGAUUCAGAUUACUCAGGACGAGUGAAACAGCAGAUCAAAAACUUCAGUUCAUAUCUCAGAAUAUCAGAUCUGAGAGAGAGCGACAGUGGAGAAUAUCAGCUCAUGUUCUUUACGAAAGAUGGAGUUAAAUAUCUCAGCUCAGUCACAGUCAAUCUAACAGUCACAGUCCUGCAGGUGAGGAAACACCAGAACAACCUUACCUGUGAUACCUCCUGCCCUUUAACCUCAAAACCUCAACAUAUCUACUGGAAAAAAGAUGGACAAUAUAUAGUAGGAAGUGAAUCUAAACUGGUUUCUAUGCCAUCUGCUGCCUACUCCUGUUUUAUCAGUCCAGACCUUAAAAUCUCUUCUGACCCUUUGUAUACAGUAGAGAAAACAUACUGGCAUUUACCAAUCAAUAAUCAUUUAAAAUAUCAAGAUCUGCAUGAUGUUCAUCAGUUUGCUGGUCGUGUGGAGUAUAUGAACAAUACACUGAGAAUAAAAGAUGUCAACAUGAGUGACUCUGGUGAAUAUCAAUUCAGGAUCAUCACUAACACAAACUCUUACUCUGGUUUACCUGGAGUCAUUCUCACUGUUACAGAUACACAGGUGAUAAGCAGUCCAGUCACUGUGUCAGAGAGAGGGAAAGUGAUAUUGAGUUGUUCAACCAAAUGCACUCUGGAUAACAACAUGAAAUACUCGUGGUACAAGAACGGGCGUCUGGUAACAGAUGGAGUCAAACUAUAUAACAAACUGUACCUGGACUCAGUUAACAGUGAGGAGAUACAAGAGUAUUCAUGUGCUGUAAGAGAUGAAUCAGUGGACAUCUCAGCAUCUGAGCAUUUUUACAUCUUUCUGAUUGUGUUUGUGGUUCAAAUAUUCAUUAUAGCAGCCAUCUGGGUGUGGUGAGUAAAAUAAUAAUAGUGAAAAGUUCAUAAUUU